Messenger RNA from Hippocampus comes (tiger tail seahorse), 826 nucleotides. It is a transcript of the gene abhd14b, whose product is annotated as abhydrolase domain containing 14B. Gene Ontology annotation, molecular function: hydrolase activity. Gene Ontology annotation, biological process: positive regulation of transcription by RNA polymerase II. Gene Ontology annotation, cellular component: cytoplasm. The record is from RefSeq and is a predicted model, not a curated record. Lineage: Eukaryota; Metazoa; Chordata; Actinopteri; Syngnathiformes; Syngnathidae. The transcript has 5 exons. The coding region runs from base 103 to 738 and encodes 211 amino acids.
UUUGAAGAGACCUUUAUUUUCGGUCGCUCUCGUUUCUUUUUAGCCCGGUAAAGGAAGCGGAAACUUCAGUAACUAUUGAAGUAUGUCGUGAACAUCAUCAGGAUGUCGCAGGUGGAGUUGAGCGAGGGCAACGUAGAGGUGCCAGGCUGCACGUCGCCACUCUUCUACAGACAGAGUCGACCUUCCUCGGGAGACGUCAAGAUGAGAAUUUUGCUUCUUCACGGUCGCCGCUUCUCCUCGGAAAACUGGCUUAACAUCGGUACUCUUCACGCGCUGGCCGAUGCCGGCUGCCGAGCAGUUGCCAUCGACCUUCCAGGACUGGGCCGCUCCAGCUCAGCCGAGGCGCCAGCAGCCAUGGGCGAGCUGGCCCCCGCUGCGUUCCUGACGGACAUAUGCGAGCGACUGGAGCUGAGCCCCGUGGUGCUGAUCAGCCCAUCACUCAGCGGCAUGUAUUCGCUCCCCUUCCUGCUGCAACACCAGCACCUGCUGCGGGCCUACAUUCCCAUAGCGCCCAUCUGCACCGAAAAGAUCAGCGCACAACAGUACCGUAAUGUCAAGGUGCCGUCACUGAUCGUCUGUGGUGAUGGGGACACUGAGCUGGGGAAGGUGUCGCUUAGCAACCUGAGUCAGCUGGCGAAUCACAGCGUGGCGGUGAUGAAAGGGGCGGGGCACGCCUGUUACCUAGACAACCCGGACACGUGGCACCGGCUACUCACGGACUUCCUCGCUAAAAUCUGAGACAGCCUCAUGAGGACUGGCAGAGGUGAUGUUGGUCGAAAUGGAGGUCAGAGAGGUUCUGUUUUUUUUUUUUUUUUUUUUUGGUAAU